GACGCCAUGUCCAACUAAAGGUGUGGGAUGGAGAAGCAGAACAAAGUGCUGCUACUCGGAAUAUGGGCGAGUCCAUACACAAAAAGGGUAGAGUUGGCACUCAAGCUUAAAGGCGUAUCCUACGAGUAUGUUGAAGAAGAUAUGUUUAACAAAAGUCCAUUGGUGUUCAAGUACAAUCCUAUUCACCAAAGGCUUCCAAUACUUGUUCACAAUGGAAAUCCCAUUGUUGAGUCGAUUGUCAUCAUUGAAUACAUAUCAGAAACUUGGAAAAAUGGCCCCCCAAUUUUGCCUGCUGAUCCCUACAAAAAGAGCCAACUUCGCUUCUGGGCUACCUUCAUUCAUCAGUCGCAGUUGUUUGAGACAAUGGUUAAAGUUUUGAAAUCUGAUGGAGAAGAACAAGAAAAAGACAUAAACAAGAUGUUGGAGACAAUAAAGGUAUUGGAGGAGGGAGUGAAGGACAUUUUCCCAGACGACAACAACGUGGGAUACCUUGACUUUGUAAUAUGUUCAGUGUUUAGCUUCCAUGUUGCCAUGGAAGAGGUCCUUGGGAUUAAAAUGGUAGACUCGGAGAAGACCCCACUGCUACACUCUUGGGUGACGAAGCUAAACCAUUUAGCUUUGGUGAAAGAGACAAUGGCUCCCAACCACAUACUGGUUGAGGUUCUUAAGGUCGUCCGACAGAAAGCACUGAAAGCCGCUUCUGCUACUUGAUCUAAGAAAUAAGAUGUUAUUUUGUAAUGUUGGGAUAAUAAUUUCCAAGGCAGAUCAUGAUAAAAUCACUAUAUUUUUUUUU
Gossypium raimondii (Peruvian cotton) is the source of this 793-nucleotide messenger RNA. Its product is annotated as glutathione S-transferase U9. Gene Ontology annotation, molecular function: glutathione transferase activity. Gene Ontology annotation, cellular component: cytoplasm. Gene Ontology annotation, biological process: glutathione metabolic process. Bases 28 to 711 code for a protein of 227 amino acids. Lineage: Eukaryota; Viridiplantae; Streptophyta; Magnoliopsida; Malvales; Malvaceae. The record is from RefSeq and is a predicted model, not a curated record. The transcript has 2 exons.